This is a messenger RNA of Salarias fasciatus (jewelled blenny), 2361 nucleotides long. RefSeq names its product tropomyosin alpha-4 chain. The record is from RefSeq and is a predicted model, not a curated record. NCBI's taxonomy places the organism in Eukaryota, Metazoa, Chordata, Actinopteri, Blenniiformes, Blenniidae. The transcript has 9 exons. The coding region runs from base 460 to 1206 and encodes 248 amino acids.
GCGCACUGUGCCGCUCUCUCCGCUCUCCUCACCACGCAGCGCUGCCGACUCUGCUCAAACUCCCGGUGUCCGGACCAAAAGUACUACGUACAUUCCAGAGGACCACUUUCCUGCACCUCCGCACGAGCUUUCCAUUCCUACAAACCUGAAGGCGCAUUUGGAGACCACCCGGGCGCGCGCUUCCUCGUCGUGUAACUUUUACUGCACUUGAACGACUCUUUUCCAUUCCGAAGACUUUGGCCCUGAACGACAUUUUCUCUCCUUUUUCCAGUCGCCAUUCUAAGUCAUUUUUUCUGAGUGAUACAUUCGUUUUUGACCAAAAUCCGUAAAGCGGCCGCAUUUUACGCGUCUUUUUUUUUAUUUUUAUUCUUUUGCACAACCCAGAAGCAGUCCUAACUGUGAGUUUUAGGGAUUUUUUUUAACGUCUAGUCUUAACUUAAGCGAGAAAACUAGUAAACCAUGGCAAGCACUAACUCCCUGGAUGCGGUGAAGAGGAAGAUCCAGUGUUUGCAGCAGCAGGCCGACGACGCGGAGGACCGAGCUCAGGUCCUGCAGAGAGAGCUGGACUGUGAACGGGAGCUCCGAGAGAAAGCAGAGGGUGAUGUAGCAGCUCUGAACCGUAGGAUCCAGCUGGUGGAAGAGGAACUGGACCGAGCCCAGGAGAGACUCGCCUCUGCACUGCAGAAACUGGAAGAAGCAGAGAAAGCUGCAGAUGAGAGUGAGAGAGGCAUGAAGGUGAUUGAGAACCGAGCAAUGAAGGAUGAGGAGAAGAUGGAGAUUCAGGAGAUGCAGCUGAAGGAGGCCAAACACAUUGCAGAGGAGGCUGACCGCAAAUACGAGGAGGUGGCUCGUAAGCUGGUGAUCCUAGAAGGGGACCUGGAGAGAGCUGAAGAGAGGGCCGAGGUUUCAGAAUGUAAAGCCAGUGACCUGGAAGAGGAGCUGAAGAAUGUGACCAACAACCUGAAGUCCUUAGAAGCUCAGUCUGAGAAGUACUCAGAAAAAGAAGACAAGUUUGAAGAGGAGAUCAAAAUUCUGACUGACAAACUGAAGGAGGCUGAAACCCGUGCAGAGUUUGCUGAGAGAACAGUGGCCAAACUGGAAAAGUCCAUUGAUGACCUGGAAGAGAAACUAUCAAGUGCCAAAGAGGAGAAUCUGGGCAUGCACCAAGUCCUCGACCAGACCCUCCAGGAGCUCAACAGCUUAUAAACACACACACACACACACACACACACACACACACACACACACACAGAGGAAACUGGAGAGGAUGAGAUCGUCAUUAACAUUCCAUUAAACGUUCGACUCCAUUCCACACUUUGAGCUGUAAAAUCUUUAUUCCCCAUGUAAAACGGGGGAUUAACUUAAUGCUUUUCCCUUGAUGUUUUUUUUUCUCCAGCUGUGUUUUUAAAAAUUUCUCAAACUAUUUUUGACUCAUUGAAAAAACUGGCAAAGAAUAUGAAAAGGAACCUCACCCAACCACUGAAACUGGCUGAAACUGGCUCAGUUUUUUGCACACAUAUAUUGUGCAUUUGAUUAUUUUUGUAAUACAUAGGCUACAGAUGACAAUGGGUUUUGCUCAGUCUGGAUUUCUUUGGCUCUUAGGUGCCACCCAGUGGUCAUAUAAAGUUAUAUCAAGAGUUAUGUUAUGUGUUAUGUGUUUUCCCAUCUUAAAGUAGGCAAUAAAUAAGCAGACACUUCAUUAAUCUGUACACAUCUCAGUAGUAUAGUUCCACCUGUGCCUAUUUAAACUGCACAAAUAUUAAUUGGGACAGAGAACUGAUGGAAAGGUCACGGUCCUAAAUCAUGGCACUUGCUGCUCAGAGACUUUUUUUUAGGUAAUCUGCAUUUAUAUAGAAAAUAAAGCUUCUUUUGUCAAUCUCUGAUUAUCAUGAGGUUGUCAUUUUGGAUAUUUUUAGUGCAUUUGGUCUUUUCUACUUACUGAUAUGGAAAACUACAAACCAUGAGAGAUGUGCAUGUGGACGUUUUUUACUCUUUCCCUGAUCACUGACACAUCCUGCAUUGUUGCCAACAUUUUGCAAUUAUGUAGCCAGCAUUUACUAGAAUUACAAUAUAUUGUAUUACAUGAGGGCGCUAAACCCCAAACCACUGGAAGCUCAAUUCAAGUUUUACCAACCUUAAAUACUUAUUGUAUAUAGUAGAAUAAUGUUAGGUAUGUGAAAAGUUUUAUUACUUUUUUCCAUUCACACCACUUUUUGCCAGAAGAACUCUCAAGACCAAAGAACACACAUAACACAGACAAUUAAUCCUUUAAAUGUUUUAUUUUUUUCUUUGUGAUGGUCAAUGUGGUGUCAUCUCAUGCCAAGAGCCACAGAAAGCGCCUCACAUUUGAUGAAGACCUUU